Molecule: messenger RNA, 981 nt
Organism: Mesorhabditis spiculigera
Lineage: Eukaryota; Metazoa; Nematoda; Chromadorea; Rhabditida; Rhabditidae
Source: the annotation of a GenBank genome assembly
AUGAAGCUGAACUUCUGGAUUUUCGCGAGUUUGACGCUGCUGCUCGUCGAUGCCGAGCCGAUGUUUCCGGCCAUUCCGAAGGAUGAGUCACAGCUCUGCCUGACGAUCGAGGACUGCCCGCAGACCCGCGGGAAAUUGAGCCAUAUCUGCGACAUCCCCUACGGCGAGCUGGAAGGGGUGGUCCUCUUCUCGCAGCCGAACAGCUCGGACAUCGGCCUCUUCUGCUACCCGAACAUGGCAAAUGUUCAGACGAUGGCCGACCUGCUCCAAGUUGAGGUCUACGCCUACGACUACUCGGGAUUCGGUUGCAGUCGCGGCACGCCCGGCGAGAAGAACGCGUACGCCGACGUGCGCGCCGCGUACGACUUGAUACGUGCCGAGCAGCCGGAGAAGAAGAUCGUCCUGAUCGGGUUCAGCAUCGGCACGGCCGUCUCCACCGACCUGGCCGCGCGGCAUCCGGACGCGCUCGCCGGGGUGGCGCUGAUCUGCCCGUUCGCUUCUGGGCUCCGACUGCUCAAGGGGGCACCCCAGGCGCCGGAAACGCGCUUCUGCGACGUGUUCCCGACGUAUGACAAGAUCCAACGUGUCGGCGUCCCCGUCCUCUUCCUCCACGGCACCCGUGACCAAACCUGCCCCAUCUCCCACUCACACGCUCUCCACAAGAUGCUGCCCUCGUCCGCGCAGCCGUCGAACCCGGUGUGUGUCGUUGAGGGAGCCGGGCAUGCCGACAUCCUCAGCAGCCGAUACCCGGAGACGUUCGCGGCGCUUUGGCUCUUCAUCCACGUGCAGGUGGGCCCCGACACUACCUCCGAACGCCAGACCGUCGUCAGCAAGGUAAGCCGUCCGAGCCUCUACAUGCACCUGCUGAACGUGUUCGCCGAAGGGGCGCAGAAGGCGCGGAGGAGCGGUGACGCCAACGCGGCCAACGGCAGCAGCCAAAAGACGUCCUCAUCCAGCGGCUCCCCCCAAGAAGAAGCCGCC